AUGGAGUCUUACAAGGAGUUGACUUGUGAGUUUUUGGCGUCGAUGAAGCAUCACGAGUUUGAUGAGCUCGAUCGAGCUGAGUUGGACCGAGGCUGGGGGUACAUAACUUUCCUAGCAAAGGGAGAGAAGAAGAUGGUGACCUUUAGGCAGCUUGAGAUACUGUUUGGGUUCACCUAUGGAGAAGGUAACCAUGGAACAUCAAGGAAGAAGAACUCCAAAGAUGAAGCUCCUUACCAUGGGAAUCAAGCCCAUCAUCUCACGCACAAGGAUGGGAAGAAGAUCAGAGGAGACAGGGCACACGCAGGGAAUCUCAUGCCUCUCCUUGAGCAGCUCCAAGCCUACAAGGUCACAGCUUACAACACUAGGCACCAAAGAGGAAGAAAGCUUAGUGUUGGAGGGGUGAUCACACCAAUUCUUUGUGCAGCAGGAGUUCAAGUGGACAAGAGAAGGUCUACUCCACCAGGUUGGAUGGACAUCAAGUUUUGCAAGACCAACCUCCUCAUUGAGCACAAGGAGUUGGAUGGGAGAUUCCAAUUCAAGUUCACCCACCCCACGGCUGGACUCUCCAAGCUUCUUCUGCCCAACCCUGAGCUCACCACGGUCCUAGGAGGUACAAACAUUGACUUCAGACCCCCUGUGUACACUUUGGUUGGGCAUGAAGCGGAUUUGCAAGAAGAAGAGAUCGAGCUCGAUCGAGCUGAGGAUCGAGCUGAGUCAGCUGAGGAUCGAGCUGAGUGCAGGAGAGAGCGCUGA
Molecule: messenger RNA, 753 nt
Organism: Microthlaspi erraticum
Lineage: Eukaryota; Viridiplantae; Streptophyta; Magnoliopsida; Brassicales; Brassicaceae
Source: the annotation of a GenBank genome assembly